GGCUCCCAACACUGCUAAGGGUGACCCACAAAGCCCGGAGAGAUGGCUGGGGCCUCCGUGAAGGUGGCGGUACGCGUCCGCCCCUUUAAUUCCCGGGAGAUGAGCCGAGACUCCAAGUGCAUCAUUCAGAUGUCUGGAAGCACCACAACCAUCGUUAACCCUAAACAGCCCAAGGAGACACCCAAAAGCUUCAGCUUCGACUACUCCUACUGGUCGCACACCUCGCCUGAGGACAUCAACUACGCCUCCCAGAAGCAGGUGUACCGGGACAUCGGCGAGGAGAUGCUGCAGCAUGCCUUUGAGGGCUACAACGUGUGCAUCUUCGCCUACGGGCAGACGGGGGCUGGCAAGUCCUACACCAUGAUGGGCAAGCAGGAGAAGGACCAGCAGGGCAUCAUCCCCCAGCUCUGUGAGGACCUGUUCUCCCGUAUCAACGACACAACCAAUGAUAACAUGUCCUACUCCGUGGAGGUCAGCUACAUGGAGAUUUACUGUGAGCGUGUCCGUGACCUCCUGAAUCCCAAGAACAAGGGCAACCUACGUGUGAGAGAGCACCCGCUGAUGGGGCCGUACGUGGAGGACCUCUCCAAGCUGGCUGUCACUUCCUACAAUGACAUUCAGGACCUCAUGGACUCAGGGAACAAGGCCAGGACCGUGGCGGCCACAAACAUGAAUGAAACCAGCAGCCGCUCCCAUGCCGUCUUCAACAUCAUCUUCACCCAGAAGCGCCAUGAUGCGGAGACCAACAUCACCACAGAGAAAGUGAGCAAAAUCAGCCUGGUGGACCUGGCCGGGAGUGAGCGGGCCGACUCCACAGGAGCCAAGGGCACACGUCUCAAGGAGGGAGCCAACAUCAACAAGUCCUUGACCACGCUGGGGAAGGUCAUCUCUGCUCUGGCCGAAAUGGACUCUGGGCCCAAUAAGAACAAGAAAAAGAAGAAGACAGAUUUCAUUCCAUACAGAGAUUCCGUGCUGACCUGGCUCCUCCGAGAAAAUCUGGGUGGGAACUCGAGGACGGCGAUGGUGGCGGCCCUGAGCCCUGCAGACAUCAACUACGACGAGACUCUGAGCACGCUGAGGUAUGCUGACCGGGCCAAACAGAUCCGCUGUAACGCCGUCAUCAAUGAGGACCCGAACAACAAGCUGAUCCGUGAGCUGAAGGACGAGGUGACCCGGCUGCGGGACCUGCUGUACGCCCAGGGUCUCGGGGACAUCACCGAUAUGACCAAUGCCCUGGUGGGCAUGAGCCCCUCGUCCUCGCUCUCGGCCCUGUCCAGCCGUGCCGCCUCCGUGUCCAGUCUGCACGAGCGCAUCUUGUUUGCCCCGGGCAGUGAGGAGGCCAUUGAGAGGCUGAAGGAGACGGAGAAGAUCAUCGCUGAGCUCAACGAGACAUGGGAGGAGAAGCUGCGGCGGACGGAAGCCAUCCGGAUGGAGAGGGAAGCCCUACUGGCCGAGAUGGGCGUGGCCAUGAGGGAGGAUGGCGGCACACUGGGGGUGUUUUCUCCCAAGAAGACGCCACAUCUCGUCAACCUGAACGAGGACCCACUGAUGUCCGAGUGUCUCCUGUACUACAUCAAGGACGGGAUCACCAGAGUGGGCCGGGAGGAUGCGGAGAGGCGGCAGGACAUCGUCCUGAGCGGGCACUUCAUCAAGGAGGAGCACUGCGUCUUCCGGAGCGACUCCCGAGGGGGCAGUGAAGCCGUGGUGACCCUGGAGCCCUGCGAGGGCGCAGACACCUAUGUCAAUGGCAAGAAAGUCACAGAGCCCAGCAUCCUGCGGUCAGGAAACCGCAUCAUCAUGGGGAAGAGCCAUGUGUUCCGGUUCAACCACCCCGAGCAGGCAAGGCAGGAACGCGAGCGCACGCCCUGCGCAGAGACACCUGCCGAGCCCGUGGACUGGGCCUUCGCCCAGCGGGAGCUGCUGGAGAAGCAGGGCAUUGACAUGAAGCAGGAGAUGGAGCAGAGGCUCCAGGAGCUGGAGGACCAGUACCGCCGGGAGCGCGAGGAGGCCACCUACCUGCUGGAGCAACAGAGGCUGGACUACGAGAGCAAGCUGGAGGCCCUGCAGAAGCAGAUGGACUCCAGGUACUACCCGGAGGUGAACGAGGAGGAGGAGGAGCCGGAGGACGAAGUCCCAUGGACGGAGAGGGAAUGUGAGCUGGCGCUCUGGGCCUUCCGGAAGUGGAAGUGGUACCAGUUCACGUCGCUGCGGGACCAGCUGUGGGGCAAUGCCAUCUUCCUCAAGGAGGCCAACGCCAUCAGUGUUGAGCUCAAGAAGAAGGUCCAGUUCCAGUUUGUCCUCCUCACGGACACGCUCUACUCCCCGCUGCCGCCGGACCUGCUGCCCCCCGAGGCCGCCAAAGACCGGGAGACUCGCCCCUUCCCCCGCACCAUUGUGGCCGUGGAGGUCCAGGACCAGAAGAAUGGGGCCACCCACUACUGGACGCUGGAGAAGCUCAGGCAGCGCCUGGACCUGAUGCGGGAGAUGUACGACCGGGCAGCUGAGGUGCCCUCCAGUGUCAUCGAGGACUGUGACAAUGUGGUGACUGGCGGAGACCCCUUCUACGACCGCUUUCCCUGGUUCCGGCUGGUGGGCAGUUCAGUCAUCUCUGGCUGCAACAGCUACCCUCUUCUCAACACAUGCAUGAGCGAGCGCAUGGCUGCUCUCACCCCCUCCCCCACCUUCUCGAGCCCCGACUCCGACGCCACCGAGCCUGCCGAGGAGCAGAGCGUGGGGGAGGAGGAGGAGGAGGAGGAGGAGGAGGAGGAGGAGGACCUGGAGGACGACGUCUUUCCGGAGCACGCGCUGUGCGACGGCCGGGACCCGUUUUACGACCGGCCCCCCCUGUUCAGUUUAGUAGGAAGGGCCUUCGUGUACCUGAGCAACCUGCUGUACCCUGUGCCCCUGGUGCACCGCGUGGCUGUCGUCAGCGAGAAGGGAGAGGUGAAGGGCUUCCUCCGCGUGGCCGUGCAGGCCACCUCAGCUGAUGAAGAGGCCCCUGACUAUGGCUCCGGCGUCCGGCAGUCAGGAACCGCCAGAAUCUCCUUCGACGACCAGCAUUUUGAAAAGUUCCAGUCUGAGUCCUGCCCAGUGGUGGGGAUGUCCCGCUCUGGGACCUCCCAGGAAGAGCUUCGUAUUGUGGAAGGUCAGGGCCAGGGUGCGGACGCUGGGCCCUCGGCCGACGAGGUCAACAACAACACUUGCUCAGCCGUGCCUCCAGAAAGCCUCCUCCUGGACAGCCCCGAGAAAGCCCCCCUGGACGGGCCCCUGGACGCUGCCCUGGACCAUCUGCGCCUGGGCAGCACCUUCACCUUCCGGGUGACCGUCCUGCAGGCAUCCAGCAUCUCUGCCGAAUACGCCGACAUCUUCUGCCAGUUCAACUUCAUCCAUCGCCAUGACGAGGCCUUCUCCACGGAGCCCCUCAAGAACACGGGGAGGGGCCCCCCACUCGGCUUCUACCAUGUCCAAAACAUUGCGGUGGAGGUGACCAAGUCCUUCAUCGAGUACAUCAAGAGCCAGCCCAUCGUGUUUGAGGUCUUCGGCCACUACCAGCAGCACCCAUUCCCACCCCUCUGCAAGGACGUGCUCAGCCCCCUGAGGCCCUCGCGCCGCCACUUCCCAAGGGUCAUGCCGCUGUCCAAGCCAGUGCCUGCUACCAAGCUCAGCACGCUAGCGCGGCCCUGCCCCGGGCCCUGUCACUGCAAGUACGACCUGCUGGUCUACUUCGAGAUCUGUGAGCUGGAGGCCAACGGCGAUUACAUUCCUGCAGUGGUGGACCACCGCGGCGGGAUGCCGUGCAUGGGGACCUUCCUGCUCCACCAGGGCAUCCAGAGACGGAUUACCGUGACCCUGCUGCAUGAGACAGGCAGCCACAUCCGCUGGAAGGAAGUUCGAGAGCUGGUCGUGGGUCGGAUCCGAAACACACCAGAAACCGAUGAGUCCCUGAUCGACCCCAACAUCUUGUCUCUUAACAUCCUGUCCUCCGAUUACAUCCACCCGGCCCAGGACGACCGGCAGUUUCUUGAUUCGGACAUGCCUAGGACCUUCUACCAGUUCGAGGCUGCGUGGGACAGCUCCAUGCACAACUCUCUCCUGCUCAACCGGGUCACCCCGUACCGAGAGAAGAUCUACAUGACUCUCUCAGCUUACAUCGAGAUGGAGAACUGCACCCAGCCAGCCAUCAUCACCAAGGACUUCUGCAUGGUCUUUUACUCUCGGGAUGCCAAGCUACCUGCUUCACGCUCUAUCCGCAACCUGUUUGGCAGUGGGAGCCUGCGGGCCUCGGAGAGCAACCGCGUGACGGGCAUCUAUGAGCUCAGUCUGUGCCACGUUGCCGAUGCCGGCAGCCCAGGGAUGCAGCGGCGGCGAAGGCGAGUGCUCGAUACAUCUGUGGCCUACGUCCGCGGCGAGGAGAACCUGGCGGGCUGGAGGCCCCGGAGUGACAGCCUCAUCCUGGACCACCAGUGGGAGCUGGAGAAGCUGAGUCUGCUGCAGGAGGUGGAGAAGACCAGACACUACCUCCUUCUGCGAGAGAAGCUGGAGACCAGCCAGCGGCCCGGCCCCGAGGCGCCGUCCCCCGCCUCCAGCGAGGACUCCGCGUCCCACGGCUCGUCCAGCCCCUGCUCCCCGCUCUCAGCCGAGGGCCGGCCGUCCCCUCCGGAGGCCCCCAGCGAGAGACAGCGGGAGCUAGCCGUCAAGUGCUUACGCCUCCUCACGCACACGUUCAACAGAGAGUACACCCACAAUCACGUCUGCAUCAGUGCCAGUGAGAGCAAGCUCUCUGAGAUGUCUGUCACCCUGCUUCGGGACCCGUCCAUGUCCCCUCUGGGGACGGCCACGCUCACCCCCUCCUCCACCUGCCCCUCUCUGGUCGAAGGGCGGUACGGAGCUGCUGAGCUGAGGACCCCUCAGCCCUGCUCCCGGCCGGCCAGUCCAGAGCCCGAACCAGUGCCAGAGACAGAUCCGAAGAAGCUUCCCUCCCCGGCUCGGGCAACGGAGGCGGACAAGGAGCCCCAGCGCCUGCUGGUUCCCGACAUCCAGGAGAUCCGGGUCAGCCCCAUCGUCUCUAAGAAGGGGUACCUGCACUUCCUGGAGCCUCACACGGCGGGCUGGGCCAAGCGCUUUGUGGUGGUGCGGCGUCCCUAUGCCUACAUGUACAACAGUGACAAGGAUGCCGUGGAGAGGUUUGUGCUCAACCUCUCCACCGCCCAGGUGGAGUACAGCGAGGACCAGCAGGCCAUGCUCAAGACGCCCAACACGUUUGCUGUGUGCACGGAGCACCGGGGCCUCCUGCUGCAGGCCGGCAGCGACAAGGACAUGCACGACUGGCUGUACGCCUUCAACCCGCUCCUGGCCGGCACCAUACGGUCCAAGCUCUCCAGAAGGCGGUCUGCCCAGAUGCGGGUGUGAGCCGGAGCCCUCCCGACAGCCAGCAGGCCGGCCCCACCCCCAGGCCUCAUCACCACCCGUCAUGUCACGCGCGCCCAGCCUGCCCCACCAGCCAGCCAGCAAGUCCCCUCUUGGGGACACCACCUCUGGCCCGGAGACCUGCGCCACACGACCUGUCCUGCUCCCAGCAGAGGCCGCGUUUGUUCUUUGUUCUUUCCGAGCGUGCCCUGGGUGGGAAGAGCUGGGAGGUGCUGGAGAGGCCAGAGGGCACAAGUCACAGGGGCAUCACCGCCGUUCUGAUAUUUUUUUAAGCAUAGACAGACUUAUAAUUAAUAUACAUUAGUUAGUGACAUUGAAACAGUCCACUCAGAAAUUAACUAUAAGACUGUGUUCUAUUUAUAAGUAUUUAUUUCUAAUGCCUUCACAUAGACCUGUAGGAUUCCGAUGGACCCUGUCCCCGCUUGCUCCCACUCACAUCCCCCAAGGCUCGUAGGGAAGGCCGUGGUAAAGGGGUGUCUGCACAGGCCGGGCACCCCCUGUUGGCACCAUGGGGGUACGCCAGGCCAGGCCCAAGCAGAGGCUUCUCCCCAGCCGCACACGGAGCAGGCCCUCAUCCCGGGGCGUGUGUGUGUGAGUGUCAGGGGACCUGGUGCCUGGAGUCCGAGCCACGGAGGGUGGCGUGGUCUUCUAGCUGGAGGUGUCUCUCCCUGGGAGCAUGGGGAGUGGGGGGAGACCAGGCAGA
Molecule: messenger RNA, 6130 nt
Organism: Mirounga angustirostris (Northern elephant seal)
Lineage: Eukaryota; Metazoa; Chordata; Mammalia; Carnivora; Phocidae
Gene: KIF1A
Product: kinesin family member 1A
Exons: 48
Coding region: 43-5409 (1788 amino acids)
Biological process (GO): microtubule-based movement
Molecular function (GO): microtubule motor activity; microtubule binding; ATP binding
Source: RefSeq, a predicted model, not a curated record